AUGGAGGUGAAGGUGCUGAGCUCCAAGAUCGUCAAGCCACGGUACGCCGAGGGCGCGCCGCGGCCGGACACCACUGAGCACGUCCCGUCCUCGGUGUUCGACAAGAUCACGUACCACAUCCAGAUGGCCAUCAUCUAUGCCUUCCAGGCGCCGGCGCCCUCCACUGAGGACAUCGAGCGCGGCCUCGCCCAAGUGCUGUCCGUCUAUCGCCUCUUCGCUGGUCAGGUCUGCGCGGGCCCGGAUGGCGCGCUGGGCGUGCUGCUCAACGAUCACGGCGCGCGGCUCGUGAGGCGCGCGUGGACGGGGCCACGCUGGUCGACUUCGCGCCGCCCAAGCCCUCGCCUGUGGUGUUGCAGCUGCACCCGGACCUGGAGGGCGACGUGGAGGAGGUGGUGCAGGUGCAGCUGA
Molecule: messenger RNA, 408 nt
Organism: Triticum turgidum subsp. durum (durum wheat)
Lineage: Eukaryota; Viridiplantae; Streptophyta; Magnoliopsida; Poales; Poaceae
Source: the annotation of a GenBank genome assembly